Messenger RNA from Papilio machaon (common yellow swallowtail), 3074 nucleotides. RefSeq names its product discoidin domain-containing receptor 2 (gene Tkz). The record is from RefSeq and is a predicted model, not a curated record. The coding region runs from base 316 to 2940 and encodes 874 amino acids. Gene Ontology annotation, biological process: cell surface receptor protein tyrosine kinase signaling pathway; multicellular organism development; positive regulation of kinase activity. Gene Ontology annotation, cellular component: signaling receptor complex. The transcript is spliced from 14 exons. Gene Ontology annotation, molecular function: collagen binding; ATP binding; protein tyrosine kinase collagen receptor activity. Lineage: Eukaryota; Metazoa; Arthropoda; Insecta; Lepidoptera; Papilionidae.
GACACGAACCGGACUGCAAAUCUAUCAGCUACUGGAGCGAGCGAGCCAUAGUUGUUGAAUUAGAGUAGUUAAUUUAUUUUAUAGAUUACAGUGCUUUCUUUUUCCAUUAUCAUAACUAAACAUCCCAGUGUACUUGUUUAUAUUUGUUGAAAAUUAAUAUAUAAGUGUUAAAUAUUGCGUGAUGAGUAGUGACUGGAUUGGUGUGAGGACAGAGAUAUGUUAAUUUAUUUCCCAUGUCACCGGGUUUCACCUACGUUCCUGGGACUUAAAGGUUUACGGUGCCGGAGAUGGUGAAGUGAGUGGUGAGACGGCGAGAUGGUGGCGCGGGUGGUACUCCUGUUAGUGCUCGCGCGGGCCAUGCGAUUGUUCGCACUCGAUAUAUCUCAAUGUAUCGCUCCCCUUGGAAUGGAAAAUGGAUUAAUUCCUGACAAGGACCUCACAGCCAGUUCUUCAUUCAACGAUGGCAACGUGGGCCCUCAAAAUGGACGGUUAAACCAAGAGAUAAAAGGUGGCGCGUGGUGUCCCAAGUCUCAGAUAACAACGGAAUCAACUGAAUGGCUGGAGGUGAACCUGCAUACUGUUCACGUGAUCACGGGUGCAGGUACUCAGGGCCGUUUUGGGAACGGCCAAGGUCAGGAAUACGCAGAAGCCUAUGUUCUCGAGUAUUGGCGCCCUAAAUUGGGGAAGUGGGUCCGAUAUAGAGGCGCCGAUGGUCAAGAGAUUCUCACGGGGAAUGCGAACACAUACCUUGAAAAGAAGAACCACUUGCAACCACCGAUAUGGGCCUCGAAGAUACGCUUCAUACCUUACAGCUCCCAUCGGCGAACUGUUUGUAUGAGAGUCGAACUCUACGGCUGCUACUGGAGCGUUGGUAUAGUUGCAUAUUCAAUGCCGAAAGGAGAUAAACGAUCGAAUGGGAUAGAAUUAACCGAUAUGACAUACGAUGGACAAUGGGGUGAGGAACUUAGAGGAGGUUUGGGUCAAUUGGUAGACGGGCAAUAUGGCGGUGACGAGAUUCGGGAAGCUGCGAGGAAUUCUGCAUGGGUGGGCUGGAAGAAGGAAUCCAGGCCCAAUCCUCCCGUUAUCACAUUUGAGUUCGAUAAAGUGCGUGAAUUCAGCGCCGUUCACUUUUAUUGCAACAAUCGUUUUAUGAGAGAUGUCCAGGUUUUCUCCGAAGCUAUUAUAUCGUUUUCGAUCGGCGGCAGACACUUUCAAGACGAACCUAUUCGUUAUAGUUACGUCGAAGAUAGCAUAUUUGAGAGCUCUCGUAACGUCAGUAUAAAACUUCAUCACCGUAUCGGCAAAUGGGUGAGAAUUGAACUGCGUUUCGCUGCUAGUUGGAUAUUGAUCAGUGAAGUUGUGUUCGAUUCGGAUGUCGCUCAAGGCAAUUACACUCCAGAAACUGUGAAGGCAACUGGUGGAAAAGAAAAAACGAAAUCGAGUACAACCAAAGAUUUACCGAUAUCGACUGCACACCAAGAAGAUCCUUUAUACAUGGCUAUUGUUGUAGGAGUUUUAACAGCUCUAGUGAUACUCUUAGCAGUCGCUGUGUUCCUCAUAGUACAUAGACAUCGACACAGAAAGUGUUUCGCUUCUCCAUUAGCGAAGUCUACAAUUUCCCAGAAGAGGACUGUGACUGAUACAUACAACCCCUGUGGCACAUCUAUGAUGCCUGACAACAAGAUGAUACUAGAUUGCGGUCUAGAUGUCAAAUCUGACGAAUAUCAGGAGCCAUAUCAAGCGCUUAAAUGUGCCCCCUACUUUAGUUAUAGCACAGUAUUGCUCGAAAUGAAAGAUUUUGUUAAGGACUCAAGUACACCUUUAUCAGAUAGUUCUAACUACGAGUACGCGGUGCCAGAGUUGAGUUCAGCGCCGCUGCUGACGAAGCGUCGGCUGGCAGACAGUCUGUCAGGGCGCACCACAGACCCGCUGACAGACCAUGACCCUGAGAUGGGACUCGGGGCACGCCGCUCCGCACCAGCCUCUAUACGCUCCAAGCAUAGCAUUAGGUCGCCGAGUCAACAAGAGGUGUUGACAGAUCUGAAGCGUCGUUUGGAAACAACAAAUGUGAUAGAGUUCCCGCGACACAGACUGCGUAUGAUAUCGAAGUUGGCAGAGGGAGCCUUUGGCACGGUGUAUGUCGCGGAAGCUGACGGUGUGCCUGAGUACAAUGGUAUUGUGACCUCAGAGAAGAGAUUGGUCGCAGUUAAAUUUCUAUGUCAUGAUGCGACCCCCAAGGAGAGGUAUAUCAUGGAGGACUUCGAGAGAGAUGUUCGCAUUUUAGCUGCAUUAUCUUCACCACAUUUGGCGAGAGUGUUAGGUGCUUGUAGGACCCCACCAUUAGCUGUGGUCUUAGAAUACCUAGAAUUAGGUGAUUUGUGUGCAUUCCUACGAUCAGCAGCGCCCCCAUCUGUCGGCUCACUUCUACAUAUUGCAACACAAAUUGCAACAGGCAUGCAGUAUUUGGAAUCGCUGAACUUUGUGCAUAGAGAUUUAGCAGCUAGGAAUAUACUAAUCGGAAAAGGCUAUCAGAUAAAAAUAAGCGACUUUGGUACUGAUAAUGAGGCGUACAUUUGUGACUAUUACAAAGUGGAAGGUCGUGUACCUAUACCAUUACGUUGGGCAGCGUGGGAGACGCUGUUGGGACAUUACACCACCAAAAGCGAUGUGUGGGCCUUUGCGGUUACACUGCACGAAAUAUUCACGUUUUGUAGACGAAGACCUUAUGAACAUCUCACCGAUAACGAAGUACUAGAGAAUCUGGCGCACUUGCAAGCGGAUGAUGGUUUAUUUGAAUGCAUCGAACGUGCACCUGGAAUUCCUCGCGAUCUUUACGAGCUGAUGAGGGAAUGCUGGAAACAUGAUCAAUUGGAAAGACCUGAUUUCGUUGAAGUGAACCUGUUCCUGCAACGGAAGAGCCUCAAUCAUGCGACCACGUGACGGGAUCAUGCGGCUUGUCCGCUAUACACAAGUAUCGGUUACUAACAAACGGCCCGGGGCAAAGGUAAACGUUGUACUUGCUUCACACACGACUAUCAAGUCACUAGGUUUUAAAUACGAUCACUUCAUUUUAG